Molecule: messenger RNA, 923 nt
Organism: Aspergillus ochraceoroseus IBT 24754
Lineage: Eukaryota; Fungi; Ascomycota; Eurotiomycetes; Eurotiales; Aspergillaceae
Exons: 3
Coding region: 133-747 (204 amino acids)
Biological process (GO): dUMP biosynthetic process; dUTP catabolic process
Molecular function (GO): magnesium ion binding; dUTP diphosphatase activity
Source: RefSeq, a predicted model, not a curated record
CUCACACACACACACACACACACACACACACACACACUCUCUCUCUCUCUCUCUCCUUUCUCUUUAUACACCGCAUCCCCCUCUUUUUUUUUUUCUCCUCUCUACUUCAAUCCCUUCCCCAAAAGUUAGAUCAUGACCAGAGAGUCCACCCCUCCACCUACAGAAGCUCCCGCGUCCACAUCUACUACUGCCCCUCACGAACCCCCCUCCCUCCCCGCCUCCCCUCUCGCCAAACGCACCAAGCCCAACUUGAACACUACUACGUCUACAACCACAAUGGGAUCCAACGAAACCCCCGUUCCCGCUGGCCCUGCCGCCACGGCGCCCUCGCUCCUGAUCAAGAAACUUUCCCCCUCUGGUCGCGCGCCAACCCGGGGCUCUGCCUUUGCUGCGGGGUACGAUCUGUACAGCGCAAAGGAAACCGUUAUCCCCGCGAAGGGCAAGGCGAUGGUGGACACAGGAAUCGCAAUUGCUGUUCCUGAGGGGACAUAUGGACGAGUUGCUCCACGCAGCGGCCUCGCGUCAAAGCAUUUCAUCGAUACCGGUGCUGGUGUGAUUGAUGCCGAUUACAGAGGCGAGGUCAAGGUUCUGCUGUUUAACCACUCCGAUGUGGAUUUCCCUGUGAAGGAGGGGGAUCGAAUUGCGCAGUUGAUUUUGGAGAGGAUUUAUACCCCAGAGGUUGUGGUUGUGGAGGAAUUGGCGGAGAGCGUGAGAGGUGCUGGGGGAUUUGGGAGUACUGGUGUUUAAUUGACCAUGUCAGCGGUAUAUACAGGUAUAGAUUGGGUUAGUUAUGAAAAAUUAUGAAUACAAGAUGCAUUUACACUAGACACACAAUGUAUCAUAAUCCUUCCCGUAUAUAGAUAUAGCCUUUCGCUUUACAUCUCUGGUGGGUUCUUAGCAAGUAUACCUGUAUAUAAGAAAGC